Syzygium oleosum is the source of this 1248-nucleotide messenger RNA. Its product is annotated as trans-resveratrol di-O-methyltransferase-like. Gene Ontology annotation, biological process: methylation. The record is from RefSeq and is a predicted model, not a curated record. Lineage: Eukaryota; Viridiplantae; Streptophyta; Magnoliopsida; Myrtales; Myrtaceae. Gene Ontology annotation, molecular function: S-adenosylmethionine-dependent methyltransferase activity; O-methyltransferase activity; protein dimerization activity. The transcript has 2 exons. The coding region runs from base 59 to 1147 and encodes 362 amino acids.
AUGUAGCAAACAUACAAGUUGUGAGAGGUCGACAAUCGUGGUGGAAGGUGUUUUCGAUAUGGAUUUGGCUGAAGGAGACGGGGAUGCGACCGCCAGCGAGCUCCUCCGAGCUCAAGCCCACAUAUGGAGCCACAUAUUUAGCUACAUCAACUCAAUGUGCCUCAAGUGUGCCGUGGAACUAGGCAUACCUGAUCUAAUCCACAACCACGGCCGACCCAUGACCCUCCUCGAGCUCGUCUCCGCGCUCCAUGUCCAACCCACCAAAGCUCAUUGCGUUUGCCGCCUCAUGCGUGUCCUUGUCCACUCUGGCUUCUUCGAACUACAGGAUGUCGAAGAAGCGGAUCGCCAAACCGGAUAUGCCCUCACCGGCGCAUCCCGACUCCUUGUAAAACACAACCCCUCGACCGCAGCGCCCUUCGUGGUCCCUGCGCUCGAGCCUUACUCCAUGAACCCGUGGCAGUAUUUGAGCGCAUGGUUGGGGGACAGAGAAGAUGUUCCAUCGACGUUCGAGAUGGCGCAUGGCAUACCGGCGUGGGAGCUCGUGAGGCGCAAUCCCAGGGUCGGCGGCUUGUUCCACGAGGCGAUGGCGAGCGACUCGAAACUGAUAGCGAAGCUGGUGGGGGAUACAUGUGGGGGAGUGUUCGAGGGGCUGAGCUCGGUGGUCGAUGUGGGAGGUGGGUCGGGGACGAUAGGUAAGGCCAUCACGGACGCGUUCCCGCACUUGAAGUGCACGGUGUUUGAUCUGCCGCAUGUGGUGGAUGGUGUGGUCGGAAGUGAGAGGUUGAAGUUCGUCGGAGGUGACAUGUUUGUGGAGAUUCCCCCGGCGGAUGCAAUCUUACUCAAGUGGAUAUUGCACGACUGGAGCGAUGAAAAAUGCAUUGAGAUUCUGAAGCGAAGCAAAGAAGCGGUGUCGGGUCGAGGCAAGGUUGGGAAAGUGAUUGUGAUAGAAAUAGUAGUAGGGAAUCAAACGGAAGAUCACAGAUCCACCGAAACGCAGCUCUUCUUUGACAUGUUGAUGAUGGUGAACCUCAACGGGAAAGAAAGGAGUGAAAAGGAAUGGGAAAAGCUAUUUGUUGAUGCUGGCUUUAGUGGUUAUAAGAUAAUCUCUCACUUGGGUCUUCGAUCCCUGAUUGAGAUUUAUCCUUGAUAAUUUCUCUGCUUAAUUAAGUUGCUUGGCUAUUUCUUGUUCUACCCUUGCUAUUAAUUGAUGUGUGAUAUGGAACAUCCUUGUUGCAGAUUGUAUUGGAA